AUGGAAGCUACUUUGGUCACUCUUUCAAAGCAAAUUCAAAGCUUUGUUCCGCUAUUAUCAUCCUACGAAGCUGAACACGCAGGUCACAAGCCUUACGAUGUAAGGCGGCUUCCUUUUGCCACGACUGUUUGGUUUAUUUCCCAAUCCAUCGAUGCACUUUCGGUCUAUAACCAUGAAUAUCAACGCUAUAUGUGCAUUUCUUUCACUGUCGCUUACCAAGGAAUUAUAAUGACCAACUCAAAAUAUUUCAACAUGUUUAAUGAUCUUGAACCAAAUGGCAAUAACGAUGUUCUCUUUAGUAGAAAAUCCGUGUUUACUACUGCUGGUGUCUCAAGUAUUCAGAAGCACGCUUUGACGCGCUGCACCACAAAAGAGUACUACCAUUACACUGGGCCUACGAAAUAUGCCGCCAAGCAGACAAAGCUGAAAAAAGAACAAGGGUUUUGA
Molecule: messenger RNA, 447 nt
Organism: Cokeromyces recurvatus
Lineage: Eukaryota; Fungi; Mucoromycota; Mucoromycetes; Mucorales; Mucoraceae
Exons: 3
Coding region: 1-447 (148 amino acids)
Source: RefSeq, a predicted model, not a curated record